UUUCUGAUCGACAAUAUACUCAAUAUACAUAUACUACCUGUGCUUUUUUUUUAUAAAUUGUUGUCAACACAAAGAACUGUAUUGCGAUAAAAACAUGUCAAACACAACUUUACGCCCCAUUCCGACAUUGAGGGGCAUGUUUUCGGUGCCUCGAGUUACUCAGGAACGCAACUUUCUAAAAGAAAACAAGCUUAGUUUGCGUUCACUGGAGAAAGCAACAACAGAAAAACUCGCGGCCAGGGAACCAGUUCGUCCAAAAUGGAUGCGACGGGGCGCACCCGAUGUACGUGAGUCUAGGAAAGAAGAACGCGAGUCGGAAAAUCCAGGAAAAUCGUCAGUGCAAAAUAAGACAUGUUUUUUGCGAAGCAAGUCGCAAAAGGAGAUUGCCAUGUCACUGAUUGGCAAACGCUCCAAUGGGGUGGGUAACUGCGGUGAAGUGACCAGCGACGUGGGGCGUGCUCAACUAUCUGUCCAACAAAAUCAUCGGGACACUUCUGAACCCUCUCCACAAUACUGUGAACCCCUGCCAACACAUAAUCAGGAUUUACGUUGUCAAUCCUGUGGAAGUAAACGGAACUCAAUUAAUAUUGGAAUACAAACUGACGACAUAAUGGAUGAAAUAUAUCUAACAAACGCGCUAAAGAAGUGCAAUUUUGAUAUCAAGUCUAUAAUUAGCGACGGUCAGUAUCAGAGCAUGCGUGACAACGAUCAAAACUACUAUGGGCAAAAUUAUGGCGAUGAAAUAUCACAGGAACUUCCUUUUCCGAUACGCGCAAAUGACGACGCAAAGACCAAAAACACAAAUUGUAGCGUCCAUACUUUUGACGAAGACCCAAAUGAAAUUAUGCCUUUGUCGGGACUACAAGAUUUCAAUGAAGACGGGUUCGAAAUGGACGAGGCGUCUUUAAGCGCACGCAGUCGUUCCACAAUAAACACAAAUGUAAUCACCAAGUUAAAGCGCCGUCAACAUAAAUUGGGCUCACGUGACGAGGUACGUCUCCCACGCUACUUAGAAAAGGAGAAGCGUGAAAAAGCUGAAGCAGUAAAGCGGGAAAUAGCUCGUGAUCCUGACUGUCCACGUGGCCAUGUGCUUCUAAACGAGCAAGAACGCUUGGCCUUUUUGGACAGUGCCAAGCAGCGCUUUGACAAGCUUAUAAACGAACUUAAUCAUAUGCCUAUGACCACACAGACCCUGCGAGUGCGCACGCGCAGGGCUGAGAUAGACAAAGAGCUAACUAGCGUAGAGGACGAGAUACGAUUGUACUCUAAGCCAAAGAUUUACAUAAAAAAUGGCAAAAUCACUGAAGCCUGAUUUAAAGUCCUAGUUUAAUGUUAAGCACACACCAAAGCAAAACAUACAUAAAAGUAACUAUUCACUGACUAUCAUAUAAAUAAUGUAAAAACUAUCACAUAAAUAAUAUAAUAGGUGUAGUUAUGUAUAAUUCCGAAGAAAAACACACAUUAUGCCUCUAUUGCAGCUAGUCACAGCACAUUGUAUAUUUUUUAAAGUGGCAAAUAACAAAUAAAGUACCAAGCAAUUAA
This is a messenger RNA of Scaptodrosophila lebanonensis, 1542 nucleotides long. RefSeq lists its product as uncharacterized. Lineage: Eukaryota; Metazoa; Arthropoda; Insecta; Diptera; Drosophilidae. The record is from RefSeq and is a predicted model, not a curated record. The coding region runs from base 95 to 1312 and encodes 405 amino acids. The transcript is spliced from 5 exons. Gene Ontology annotation, cellular component: cytoplasmic microtubule.